AGAUCUUAUGUCAGUUCCAGAGAUGAUCAAACAGAAGGAACCUCCAGCCCAAGAAGGAACAUCUCCGCAGGUGUUGUCACAGGAAUUUUAACUUAAAAUAUUCCCUUCUUCUGAAGAACAUAGAGAAAACAGAAAAAAGGUAGAAAGGUUGGGGAGAUGGCAAGUAUGCCUCAUAAGAAGACUUGGGAUGAAGAAAUGGCAGAUUUAUUUCAUGAAUCUGAAUCAGUAUGGAAGCCUUUAAAAGAAGAUAAUCCCCGAUUGUUUAAAUUUUGGGAUCUUAAUCAGAAAUACUUAUAUUUGGUGGAGAAUACAUUAGUGGCAGAUGUGAAAACUUCUGGUUCACCAGAGCAGUUAAUUGCCAUGCUUCCUAAUAAAUCUCUAGCUAUGGCACAACAACCCUUUUUUAUGAGCCCUGAACAGAAGAAGAGCUGCUUGUCUUGUGUGAAGUCUGAGAAUGGCCAAUAUCAGAUAGAGUUAAAAGAGAAAGAUAUUAAGGAUCUUUACCACGAUCCAAAAAAUGGCAAAGCUUUCACUUUUUAUUGUAAGAGCGCAGGCAACGGUAAUACCUGCUCUUUUGAAUCUGCAGAGUUCCAGGGUUGGUUCCUCAGCACUUCUUCAGAAGCAAAAAAGCCUAUUGGUUUGAGUCAAAAAGGAGGACCUCAGAACAUCCUGUUCUACUUUGAAAGAAAAUCAUGAGUCAGAAACACUGUUCUGCAUCUAUGCUUCUAAUAGACCUUGUGUCUUGUGUAUACAAAUUGGAAUGGAGCCAGAAUGUAUGAUUAGGCUGAUGAGUAGACUUAGAUAGUAUCCUUCUUGCAAUCAGAAAACUUUGGAAGAACUAUGUCAUAUUUGGGGGAAGGUGCAAUACAUCUCAUGGAUGAAAUGGA
Messenger RNA from Ahaetulla prasina, 887 nucleotides. RefSeq names its product interleukin-36 alpha-like. Bases 157 to 696 code for a protein of 179 amino acids. NCBI's taxonomy places the organism in Eukaryota, Metazoa, Chordata, Lepidosauria, Squamata, Colubridae. The transcript is spliced from 5 exons. Gene Ontology annotation, biological process: inflammatory response to antigenic stimulus; positive regulation of gene expression; cytokine-mediated signaling pathway. The record is from RefSeq and is a predicted model, not a curated record. Gene Ontology annotation, molecular function: interleukin-1 receptor binding; cytokine activity.